This is a messenger RNA of Cryptococcus amylolentus CBS 6039, 534 nucleotides long. RefSeq lists its product as hypothetical. The transcript has a single exon. The record is from RefSeq and is a predicted model, not a curated record. Lineage: Eukaryota; Fungi; Basidiomycota; Tremellomycetes; Tremellales; Cryptococcaceae. The coding region runs from base 1 to 534 and encodes 177 amino acids.
AUGGCCUCUCAGCAACCUUCCACAGAUUCUAACAUCAACGCAUCUCAUCGACGUUCAUCCUUCCCCAGUCUUCCUGCAGCCUCUCACUCCCCUCUGUCCAACUGGCAAGAGGAUACCAAGCAUGAGCUCGCGGACCUCGAGUCUGGCCUGUAUGACAGAUCUUUGGAAGGCGUAGACGGUCAUCCAUCUCAGCCGGAAGCAGCAUACGACCCAAGUCGUCCUCGGAAGUACGAGGAUGUCGACACUCGUGCCCCAAGCGAGACAGCUCCUUCCCAAUAUGACCGGUUCCCGCUGGGUGCCCCGCCCCCUUAUGAGUCCCAGACCAGAUCCUACGAGCCCGAAUACGAUGAAGAGGCAUUCGAACAAUAUCGGGAUGAUACGAGGCCUAGCAGACAAAUAGACUCCUGGAAGUAUGCCAAAAGCGCCGCCUGGGCUUUGGGUCUCACGAGCCUCGGGGUAGCUGCUGUGGUGGUGAGCAUAAAGAAUAAAAGCACUGGUGGAGACGACAAUGGUGAUUCGGGGUCACAGAAUUAG